AUGGAAAUAAAUAUCUCCGAAGAUAGUGGUAAUAAAUUGCUUACUGAUGGGAGAGGAGCCGUCGAAGCAUGUAUAUCGACAGAGCGGCAAUUUUUGUCGGAUUUCGUAGCAGGAGCAGAGAGCACGGCAGGUGGGCGGCUAGCGCGCUGGCUGGCCCCUGGACCUCGUGUUGAGCCGUCAAGAUGUGAACUCAAACCGCCCCUCAUACCCGCACGUCCCGCUGCCAGACUAAGCUUACCUAUUAUCGUUAGAGAUCAAUAUGGUGAUAUAGUCUGCUCACCAGCUAUCAAAAUUGAGGUGGUCGUGCAACGAAUAGAAGAUAGUAUUCUACGCGCCGGCAACUCAAUGGCGUCAGAACGUCGCGGUAGCUUAUCAGACGUCCCGUACCAACCAACUGUACGAGAUACCAUGUGGUUUCACGCUAUAACAAUGAUGAAGCCGUAUCAAAAUUAUUCAUUUGAGGAAUUACGAUUUGCAAGUGGAGCGUGGGGUGGGGCUGGCGCUCUUCUAGAAGGCCUUGGGGGCGGCGGUCGCAUACCUGCUGAGCGCAUAAUCGUUGAUGCACAACGUGAUGGAUCCUAUACGGCUAUAUGGGUGCCGAGAACACCUGGCACCUACGUAUUCAGAUGCACGUUGGAUGAUUAUCCUACGGCACAGGAUUUGAAAAUAGAUGUAGCAGAGAGUGGGAGUGAGGAGCUGGCAGAAAGAUGGUUGGGCUCUGUGGCUACCUAUCGGCUGCGACGUUUCGCUGCAGAAGACAGUGCUGGUCUGCGCGUGCGCGCCAGUCCCAGCUUGCAGGCCGAGGAACUAGGACGUAUCCCGCCUGGCGCUUAUAUAGCUGUUGUUGAAGAGAUGUUUGCUUGCCCACAGCUGGCGAACAAGGACGGCACGUGGGUGCGACUAAGUCAGGAGUCAGCACAGACGUACGCGGAGAGCAGCGCUGGCGUGGCCUGGUGUCUGCAGUAUCAUGGACAUCUAGAUCGCAGCCUGCUGCUACCUGUCGAUGACGAAGACUCGCAGGAGGAAUAUGCGGCUAACUGGAAUGCGUUCAAUGAAGCCCAAAUGGAGUUGCCACAAUGGCCAGAAGACGACGCUGACGCAGCCAGCAAUGAUUUGAGUUCAGAAGAUCGACGCUUUCCGUUUUCGAUACAAUGUGAUUUGGCAAGUGAGAGUGAUAGCAGUACAAGCCCGUACAUGUUUGGAGAACCAAGCAAACGAGGGCGAUUACAGAGAAAUGAGUCAACCUCUAUGCCUACUCCAAGGCGUAUGCCGCGUCGUAACAAUGGGAACAGCGAGGAAUGGUGGUCGCCCGUCAAACACCGCUCCAGCGACAACUUGCGAGAAGUAGAUUCUUUGCAAGAGACGGAAAUCUUGGGGACACAAGAAACAUUGCCGACUCGUGUGGCGCAGACGGGGACACAAACCUCGCCAGAGAGCACCAUCGAUGAUAUCGCCAACGCUCAGUUCGAGGUCCCUAAGGGAGAUAAUCGCAGUCCAAAACGGUUGUCUCGGGAGCGGUUCAUGCGGUCGUCGCGCGGUCGGCUGAGCGUGUCGCCGCCGCCGUUGCCCGCGCGCUCGUCCCUGCCGCGCAAGUACGCGCUCAGUCCGGCACAGGCGGAGUGCUUGCGGGCGGUGUUUGCAGCGUUGCUAUGGCAUGAAGGCAUUGUCCACGAUGCCAUCGCGUGCGCCGCGUUCCUCAAGUUCCACCCGCAACUGCCGAAGGCGGGCGCGCGCGUGGUGACGCGGCCGCCGCACGACGCGCCGCCGCCGCGGCCGCAGAGACACUCCGUGGAAGUGUCCAAUGCGGGACAAUAUUUGCACAUCCACCAAUCUACGCUGGAAACUUUGACGCGUUCCGGCACAGACGCGAGUACGAGCCGUGCGCAUAAAACGGACAUCGAUAUGCCAAUUCGAGAAGAGGAUGCUGGCACGUCUAGUGCUCCUGAUGCUGGUCCAUCAUCAUCAGUAGUAAAUGUACUACCGCCAGCUUUGCGCGCGCUCGUCGCUUUGUGGGACGCUUUGAAUGAUGCUGACCAACUGAACUCCGCUACUGACAAGAAUAGAAAAGAAAUCGUCGAAAAGAAUGAAAACGACGAUUCAAAAUUAAGUAUUGUACGUAAGAAGAAGGAAAAUAGAGCUCCUCUUGUAGUUCGUUGCGAGUUGUGCGGCGGUCGCAACGUACCGCCGCCGCUGGCCGCGCACAUGCGGAACAUGCACCGCGGCUGCCAGGCGCUCACCAACCGCGGCUACGACCGCGCCGGCCAGUACAAGCAGGCUGACUCCUUGUCCACUGAUAACCCCCUGUCUGAAUGCGGACAGCUCGCUCAAGACCUUAUCGGUGUGAAAAUUCGAGCAACGUUGGUAGCGUACCAACUGUGGUACAUAUUCUGCGAGAAAUGCCGCGAGCGCGCGUUGAAGGCGACGGCGGAGCAGCGCAAGGGCGAGGGCGAGAGCGAGUCGUCGUCCGACCGCGCCACACCCGACCUGGACCACCAUGCCAUGAGGGACAACGCAGUCUUCCUCCUGGAUCUAGCACCGCUUAUCAAUUCUGAAUCUUCAAGUUCAUCUGGCUAUCGAGAUUUAGGUGGUCGAAGUCCCCCCACUCCCCCGGGCAGCGUGUGGCAGCCCGCCCCGCCUUUCCAAUGCUUACCGGCUCUAGGGGCUGCGCCUAAGUCAACGGCGCCAAUGUCAGAUACAGCAAGAUAUCACUCUCUAGGCAGACCGUUGCCUGCUACAAUUGAGGAAACACCGUCAACAUCGGGCGCGGGCGGUGCGCAGUUGUCGCGAGUACCGCGCUCCGUGUCCAUGGGCCAGGCGGGCGGCAGGGACCUGGCGCACGCCGCACGCCCGCCAAUGAUCAACAUUGAAACCGAUACACAGGACACCUUGUCUGGUGUAGGAUCAUCACUACUGGCUCAGCCUAGCGCGGCUCUGCAAAAAUUAGUGGGUGGAGGUGAAUGGGCUAGCGAAGGAUGUGCUGUGUCUGCGUUUGAGCCGCCGCAAGUUGAUCCAGAGGCAUUAAUGCGAAGCCCGGUGUUAGCAUUUAUACUUGCGAAACGAGAACUUCCCGCUUGCAGACAGAAGAUGGAUGCCGCUGUUCGGAUUAAUACUAUCAGACAGUAUGCUUUCGAGGCAUUAAACUGGCUGCUCCGCUCUACGACGCAGCCAACGAGCGUGCACGAUGUGAUGUGGUGGUUCUGUAACGCGAUCGAUAAAUUUGCACGUAUUGUUCCUCCUCCACUAUCGUUUGAAGAUAAUAAAGAGAACGUGGGCAGCGAUUGGAGUCGUUACGCGGUACCGACUGCGUCAGCGGCUGCGAUAUGUCCCGGAGGACGUGCGGCGAGAGGCUCCCGGGCGGCAUUCCACGCGUUCCUGGGCUCCGUGAGUGCGCUCGCGCCCUCGCUGCCGCCCGCCAGCGCUGCGGCCUUGCAGGCGGUGCGCUGCUGGGCGCUGCACUACUCGCAGCACGAUAGGGCCUUCUUACACCGAUCACAAGUAUUUAGCGUAAUUAGCAAGAUAUUAUCACACGCCGAAGAUGGCGCUUACGAGGAGGGAAUGGUUGGAGCUCUGCAUGAGAGCUAUCAGAGCUAUAUAUCCAAGCAGCCUAACUUUAUAUACACAUGCCCCGACGUGACGGGUUGGUGUGAAGUCACUGUUUCUUCUCGCACGGGAAUGGCCGGAGCUUUGACAGACGGAAGUACUGAGACCUUUUGGGAGUCAGGAGAUGAAGACCGUAAUCGUGCUAAAUGGAUACAAUUAUCCUACGCGCGCCCUUCGCAUCAAGACAAACCACAUAUAAUAUGCGUACAUGUUGACAACACGAGGGACACUAUGAAUAAGACUCUGCUGAUGUCGUUCCUGUAUAGCGGCGGAACUAGUGAGAUGUCUCAUAUGCAAGAUAUUGAAGUGGACCCCAAAGCUGCCACUUGGGUUUGCUACACGUUGCCAAGGUCGUCCAGUUCAUCAGUGCGUGUACGCUGUGAGCUUCGAGGUCCGGAACCGGCAGUACGCGUCCGACAGAUACGAGUCCUCGGUGCCCCUACAAGGACUCCCAAUCCGCACCCACACCACCCCCUACACUCGCUUGCUGAGAGAGACACUUUGCGUGUCUUCAGACUGUUGACGCAACAGGUUUUUGGCAAGUUACUGGAAUGGGAGCAUAGUAGUAGUGAAUCGGGUGAAGGCGCCGCGGCCGAAGAGGCGGCUGGCGAUGACAGCGACCUGAGGGAACACGUCGUUGGUAUCUUGUUUGCGGGGCACAAACUUACAUCAUUGCAGCGUCAGGUGAUGUCACAUAUAGUGUGCGCAAUUGGGUGUGAGGCGGCCCGCGUGCGCGACGACUGGGAGACGGCGUUGCUCUGCGCUGAGACUCUUGAACGGGAUGAAGAUGAGUUGCCUCGCGUGCUCACCCAUCAUCAGCAAGAUAACUAUUGCUUUGAAAUGCUAUCGCUGUUGCUAGCGUUAAGUGGGAGCGCAGUGGGGCGCGCUCACCUCGCCCAACGCACCGAGCUACUUGCCGACCUGCUGGCUCUGUUACACACUGGCAGCGAACGCGUGCAAAGACAAGUCAUAUCUCUUGUACGACGAGUGAUCGCUGAAGUACCGCCUCAGAAAAUCCUAGCGGCCCUCAAUUACGCUGGUGACGUUACGACUAGUGUCACAUUAUUAGACCAUCUGGUAUGCUACGUAGGUAAAGCAUUAACUGUCCAAGUUAAGGUGAAAGGCGGCGGCGCUGCCAGCCCCGGGACUGUCACGCUGGGCUCCAGUGUAACACCGGCCCCCCCAGCGGCCUGGUUCAUGCGUGGAGAUACGACGAAGAAACAUGCCCAUCUCGUCGCUAAACUACUCACUGAUAUGGCUGAGGAUAAAGUAUCUGAGGCAUGGGGCAUGGAGACGCGUACUGCGCUGGUUCAGUACGUGCGGGCGGUGGCGCAGGUGGAGGAGUCGGAGCGACGGCCGCCGCGCUGCAUCUCAUCGCCGAUAGUGUGGCUCGCCCUAGCCGCACUGUGUGUGUGCGACCACCAUCAUAUGGACUUAAUGAACGGAUCAAACGAAGGUCGUGAGUCUCGCGCUCGCGAUUCAGUGGCGGAGGCUCGCCCGCACUGCACCAAUCACGACGACGGCUCCACUGUGGCAGUCAUAGAGUGUCGCUCCUGCGGUCCCCUCUGCGCCGAAUGCGACCGCUUCCUGCAUCUCAAUAGAGCUGCCAGGAACCAUCAGCGGCAGAUAUGUAAAGAAGAGGAGAGCGCAAUCCGCAUAGACAUUCACGAAGGGUGCGGUCGCGCUAAACUACAUUGGCUUCUAUUGCUCGUGGAUCGUCGCACUUUGAAGGCGUUGAUGGAAUUCCGUGGGCUAGAGGGCGCAGGGAACAUGCCGUCUGAGACCGACGGCGCAGUAGGGCUGGCCGGGACCUGUCGCUUCUGCGGGGCCAGGGGUAACUCUGGACUACUCGCCAUUGGUAAUGUCUGCGCUGAUCAACAGUGUCAGGAGCACGGACGGGAGGCGUGCAACCGCGUGCUGGGCUGCGGUCACUCGUGCGGCGGCGUCCGCGGCGAGCGGACGUGUCUGCCGUGCCUGUUCGGCUGUGCGGGUGGGGAGUCACUGCGACAGGACGCUGAUGAUAUGUGCAUGAUAUGCUUUACUGACCCGUUACAAGCUGCUCCCGCUAUACAGCUGAGUUGUGGACACGUUUUCCAUUUACAUUGUUGUAAGAAGGUAUUAGCCAAUAAGUGGGUGGGGCCACGCAUUACCUUUUCGUUCUCCCAGUGCCCAAUUUGUAAGGAGGACAUGUCACACUGGACCCUAGAGGAGCUCCUAACGCCGAUCCGUCGCCUCCGAGAGGAAGUGUCGCGCAAGGCGCUGAUGCGGCUCGAGUACGAGGGCGUGGCGGCGGGCGGGUCGCAGGGCCGCGCGCAGGAAGACCCCGCCGCGUACGCAAUGGAACGCUACGCCUACUACGUUUGCCACAAGUGCGGCAAGGCGUACUUCGGUGGGCUGGCGCGCUGCGAGGCGGAAAGCAGCGGCUGGUGGGAGCCGACGGAGCUGGUCUGCGGCGCUUGCAGCGACGUGGCGGGCGCGCGCACGUGCCCAAAGCACGGGGCAGACUUCCUAGAGUACAAGUGCCGCUACUGCUGCUCCGUAGCGGUAUUUUUCUGUUUCGGCACUUCCCACUUCUGCAAUGCAUGCCAUGACGAUUUUCAACGAGUUACUAAUAUACCUAGACAUCUAUUACCGCAGUGUCCUGCUGGACCUAAAGGCGAGCAACUACCCGGUUCCUCGGACGAGUGCCCCCUCCACGUGCAACAUCCUCCCACCGGAGAGGAGUUCGCACUCGGCUGUGUUAUUGAUGUUCCUUAUUACUAUUUCUGUAAUCAGAAUUGGCUAAAUUUUCGCCAAAUUGGGCCUCAACUGUGUACUCUGGCCGUGGCAGUAAGUUUGAACAACACCUGGCGCGCCCCACGCGAGGCUUUUCGCUACGGUGGACUUACUAGUGCAUUGUUGACAACUGUGGCAUAUGUGGGGGUGGCGUUGCCUGUCGUACUAUUGCAACUCUCAGUAGGGCAGCUAAGUCAACAAGACGCUGUGGGUAUAUGGAGAGCUGUCCCGUUUUUUAAAGGCAUUGGAUAUCUCAGAUUGUUGAUAUCCUACAUCGGUGCCGUGUAUUCAAUGGUGUACGUCGGUAUGUCUCUAACAUACAUACUCUUCACUUUGAGUGAUGCUGUGCCUUUUUGGGAGUGUUUUGAUCUGUCCGAGAUGCCAGAGGGCGAUGUAGAAUUAUCCUAUGACGCAUUAGCAUGCUUAAAUGGUAAGAAUAGUUAUACUAAAGAGGAGAAGUGGAGAAGGUUCGCUCUACACUCUCCACUGAGGAGCACUAUUUUAAUUGUUGUUGCUAACAUUGUAACAAGUUGGUUGGGAAUAUUAUUUUGGUUUGCCAUAGGCGGGGAUGGUGAUAAAUCCACGAGCGGGAUAGCAGUUCUAGUUCAGAUAUACAAAGUGGCUGCAGAGAAUAAUCUGAGCACCGCGUGGCCACUUCUUACUUUUGCUAUGUUGACUCUGUCAGGAGUUAUAACGAUGCUAACAUUUCUCUAUCCCUUAUACGACCGCUUUCGGCGCGUGGGCGGCUAUAAAUGGCGACACGUGUCUAUGGGAAGCUCAAUCAUGGGAAUAGUGGGCGCGUUGGCUUUACUAGCUAUAGGACAUCCAGCAUUUACACUGCUAGAAGAUAUCGUCAUCCCUUUACUACUCAGUGUAGCUACAACACUGGAGGUAUCGGUAUUUAUUUUUAUAUAUGGUUGGAAAGUACUAGUGAAAGAUAUCGAGUUUUUAAUAGAAACUAAACUGGUCACGUACUGGGUGUUGGGUUGGUGCGCUACUCCUGGUAUAAUUAUCCCUUUCACAUUAUGGUGGUCCAUAUCGUUUUUCCUGGAUGAAAUUAGCUGGACUAAAGUUCCUUGGGAGUGUUCCGGCAUCGUUGCUACUCUUUGCACAAUUUUAUUAACAACAACAAUAUUCGCUGCCGUAUCGGUAGCGAGACAAGUGCAAUAUGACUUCAUCGGGAAGCUAAAGUCAUCAUUUAAGCCUUCAAGACAUUGGGGGCCACGUGAUCCUAUUACACAUCACUAUUGGCUGUCUAGACGCGAGGAGGUAGACCGACACCCAACGGGUACGAUAUAUCGCAGACGUCAAUUAGGCCAAUUCUCAGGAACUUCCAGCGUCGCUGAUAUAUCUCUUCAUGUUAAAUCGAGCCCCUCAACUCAGAUUAAAAGGAGAUCUAACUCUGAUGACUGGCUAAUCAUUUAUCGAAAAAAGAACAUUGCCGAAUUAUAUCAAGUUAAUAUAGAGAACAGAAAACGAUCUAAAUCUUUAGAUUGGGAUGUGAUGCCGAAAGUUAAAUUACAUGUUAAAUGCGAUAUAAAACAAAUAAAUGAUAUCUACAAAGCUUCUUCCGGCAACUCAAUUUAUUCUAUUGAAGAUACGAACUAUAAUAUUCCAUCGAAUGUUAAAAAGGACCUUGUG
Brenthis ino (lesser marbled fritillary) is the source of this 8016-nucleotide messenger RNA. NCBI's taxonomy places the organism in Eukaryota, Metazoa, Arthropoda, Insecta, Lepidoptera, Nymphalidae. The record is from the annotation of a GenBank genome assembly.